AUGCAUCUCAAGUGGCUGACCCUGGUGUGUCUGCCCUCUUGGCCAUCAGUAUGGGCUCUGUACAACCAGUCUACAGACUUCCCUGACCAGGACAUCGACAAUGGUUUUGCAUUGCAGCAGAUUGCCAAUGAUUCCCUGGGAAACAUGAAGCUUGAGUCUCUGGCAACCAAUGGCUGCCGCUUUGAGGACGCCCAAAUCCGCAAAGAAUGGCGCAGCUUGUCUCUAGCUGCAAGGAAAGAAUUCACCGAUGCCAUCGUCUGCUUGCAGAGUCUUCCUACAAAUAUUUCAGCAGAGGAAAAGGAGACCUUCCAGGGAGUACAAACUCGGUAUGAUGAGUUCGUAGCUACCCAUAUAAAUCUGACGGAACACAUCCAUGUGACGGCUGAUUUCCUCGCCUGGCAUCGGUUCUUUCUUUAUGCAUUUGAAAAUGCGCUACGAUUUGAGUGCAACUAUACAGGCACUCUUCCCUACUGGGAAUGGGGACUUGAUGCGGAGAACCCCCAGAGCUCUGUCCUCUUCAAUGGUGACCCAUACAGUAUGGGGACUAAUGGGGUAGACAUGAACCGAACAAGCAUCUACUGGGAAUCUCAAAACAUGAGCAUUCCAGCCGGGACUGGGGGUGGGUGCGUAUAUGGGGGUCCCUUCUCCAAUUACACAGUGCACAUGGGCCCUAUUGAUGCUCCCGGAGAGCAGCCAGUCCAAUACAACUUGGAGUAUAAUCCGCGCUGCUUAUCGCGAGAUGUGAACCCCACCAUCUCACAAAUGUCAGUCUCCUUCCGCAACACUACGAAACUGAUCCUCUCGUACGAUACGAUUGAUUGGUUCCAAGGCGUCAUGCAAGCAGACCAACGCUUCACUGAUCCCACAGCUCCUUUCAGUUACGGGGUUCAUGGUGGAGGACAUCUUACUGUUGGAAGCGUCUUGGCAGACAUUGAUACCAGCCCGGCCGAGCCGAUGUUCUGGCUUCACCAUGCACAGAUCGACCGUGUCUGGACAAUCUGGCAAGGACUAGAUCCGGCGAAGAGAAGAAACGCGAUCUGGGGCACUUCAACCCGAGGCGAUAACCCGCCUUCUGCAAACAUGACGUUAGACGAUGUGCUUGAUUUUGGGUUUAUUUCUCAACCGCUGAAGUUUGCCGAUCUGAUGAACCCUCUGUCUGGACCGUUCUGCUACUACUACGCAUAG
This is a messenger RNA of Aspergillus luchuensis, 1185 nucleotides long. RefSeq names its product tyrosinase family protein. The transcript is spliced from 3 exons. Lineage: Eukaryota; Fungi; Ascomycota; Eurotiomycetes; Eurotiales; Aspergillaceae. The record is from RefSeq and is a predicted model, not a curated record. Gene Ontology annotation, molecular function: oxidoreductase activity. Bases 1 to 1185 code for a protein of 394 amino acids.